Molecule: messenger RNA, 3211 nt
Organism: Oenanthe melanoleuca
Lineage: Eukaryota; Metazoa; Chordata; Aves; Passeriformes; Muscicapidae
Product: kinesin-like protein KIF20B
Exons: 17
Coding region: 1-2232 (743 amino acids)
Biological process (GO): mitotic spindle assembly; microtubule-based movement
Cellular component (GO): nucleus; spindle microtubule
Molecular function (GO): ATP binding; microtubule binding; plus-end-directed microtubule motor activity
Source: RefSeq, a predicted model, not a curated record
AUGGAAUCCGCUUUGGUUCCUGAGCAGUUUUAUGGAUCAUCCUAUAUUGCUAGCGUUGAACCACCUCCAGAAGGACAAGUAAGUUUUGAAGAUACUGAAACAGACCUCUCCUCUGAAUUUUCUUCAAGCUCGAACACAAGCCAGAGGAGCAGAUUGGAGUCUAAGGGAUGCAUAGAAGUUUUCCUCCGCGUCAGGCCAUUUACAUCAUUGGAAAGAGAAAACGGAUCAAAGGACUGUGUUUCACUUGAAGACUCGACAAAUAUUAUACUUAAGACCCCCCAACACUUUUUGAAUCGCCCAAGUGAGAAAACUGCAGGACCGAUGUUACAGAGAUUCACAUUUUCGCAAGUGUUUGGCCCUGAAACAACUCAAGCAGAAUUCUUUGAAGGUACCAUGAACCAACAAGUACAAGAUUUCCUAGAUGGAUAUAAUCGUGUUGUUUUUACAUAUGGUGUUACGAAUUCUGGAAAAACUUACACUUUUCAAGGAACAGAAGGUAAUGUUGGAAUUCUGCCAAGGACUCUGGCUAUGUUGUUUAAAAGUUUUGAAGGAAGGCUGUACACAGAAAUGAAUCUCAAACCCCAUCGGUGUAGAGAUUAUAUAAAGCUCACUGAAAAACAAGCGAGAGAAGAAACUGCUAUUAAAACUUCAUUACUUCGUCUCAUAAAAGAGGUAGACCACCAGAUUAACACUAGCAACAAAGCACCUAUAGAUUCUCAGGAUUUGGAAGAUAUCUCAAAACACUCAGAGCAAUCUAUCACAGCUGCAACAAAUUACAUCAAGUUUUCUGUUUGGAUUUCAUUUUUUGAGAUUUACAAUGAACGCUUUUAUGAUCUCUUAAUUCCUACAUCAAAUGAGAAGAAAAGAAAAACACUGCGCCUCGCUCAAGACAUCAAGGGAUGUCCUUUUGUAAAAGAUCUGCGGUGGGUUCAGAUUUCAGACUCUAAAGAAGCUUUUCGACUUCUAAAACUGGGGUUGAAACACCAGAGUAUUGCAAGCACGAAAUUAAAUAAUUGCUCCAGCAGAAGUCACAGAAUAUUCACAAUUAAAGUACUAAAAAUUGAAGAUUCAGGAGGAACACCAAGGGUGACCCGAGUCAAUGAAUUGUCGUUGUGUGAUCUUGCUGGUUCUGAAAGAUAUACCAAGACCUGCAAUGAGGGUGACAGAUUGAAAGAGAGUGGAAAUAUAAAUACCUCUCUCCUGACUCUAGGCAAGUGUCUUAAUGCACUCAAGAACAGGCAGCAGUCAAAGUUGCAGCGGCAAAUACCCUUUCGGGAAAGCAAGCUAACGCAUUUCCUUCAAGGCUUUUUCAGUGGAAAAGGGAAGGUCUAUAUGAUAGUGAACAUCAGCAAAUGUUCAUCAUCAUAUGAGGAAACACUCAAUGUGCUAAAGUUCUCAGCCAUGGCACAAAAAGUUUUAGUUAUGGAAACACCUGUUCUUCCUCAAGAUCUGUCAUUUUGCCAGAAAUCAGCAGGAGACUCAUCACUGCUUAAUGUCCGUAGAAUGCAAAUCCCAAGGAAAAGAGAUACUAUCUUGGAAGAUGUGUAUGAAUGUGAUGAAGAGAUGGAGGAACAGUGCAAUAUGUCAAAAGAAGAAGCAGUGCAAGAACAUAACGUUGUUAUGUCAAAAGAAAAAUACAUGAUGCUGGUGAAUCUGGUAGAAGAGCUGAGGAACGAACUUAUUACUGAAAAGCAAAAUAAUCUACUGCUGGAAAUGAAAAUUCGUGAAGAAGUGGUUCAAGAAUACAUGCAUUAUUUUCUUCAGCAGGAAGUGGAUUUCAAAGAGUGCCUUGCUCAAGAACGAGCACAUCUUGAAGAAAAUUCUGAAGAACAUCUGGAAAUCUUCAAGAAGCAUGCAAGUAGUUCCACUGAAAAUGCAGAUGAAAGAAGUGAAUCACAAGAUGGGCCUUGCAGUGAUCAAGCUGCAUCUCUGAUGGCUGCUUCACAAUCUGUUACAAAAGAAUACCCCUCAAGAAGGCAAGAUUCUCGAAAUAAAAAGUCAGCUAAGAAGAAACAAGGGAGACUACAGAAAAUUGCCAAGAAGCUUAUUGAGACAAUAAGCUCUCCCAAGUCUACAGAACCAGAAAAUGUCAAAGAGAAUGAAAAUGUUCUCAGGCCAAAGCGAGCUAAAAGAAGGCUGCGUACAACUGACAUUUCUUGCCCUCUGGAUAGCCCUGGUUCUUCAGUAAGUGAUGAAGAUUCCCUUCUUCUCCACACUAAUGUUUUGCUGUAAUCCUAAAAUUAACUAUUAGGGGAAAAAAGACAAAUCUGAAGGUCUAAUUGAGUUGCAGAAGAGGUUUGAAAAUACCGACUUAUAUAUUUAUUCUACUUAACCAUUCCUCUUGGUCUUUUCUUUCUACUGUUUUCUUUGGACAUACCUUCACAUCUGGGUUCACAGAUACCUUAGUUGUGGUGUCUGCAGCUUUUUCUCGGCUACAGCAGUGAAGUCCUAAUUUGUUUUUCCAGUAGUUGCACUUCAAUUAAGUUUAGCAUAAAGGGAGAAAUAGAAAUAGAGACCAGUAAGGCAACUACAGAUUUGGAAUUGCAUGACUGAAACACAGUAAAGGUCUGCACAUACAAUUAACUUUACAGGUGAGCACAAAAGGUAUUUUUCGAUUCCAUUUAUGCCCAGGUGAUAUUUGGGCAUAAUAGCAUGUGGAUACAUCCAUGCUUUUCAAAGCACAGUCUAUUAGCCUUCUGGAUGUGUUUUACUUCUCUUUCUAAACCAGUCUAAGAGUCUUGCAGGCCAGGUUUUCAUGUAUUGUUUCAGAAAUCCAGCUUUAUGGUUUAGGCAGUAACUGUAGUGCUGAGCAUUCUUCUGCUCUGUUGGAAGUACAUCUCUUUGUUCUGUUCAUCCUUUCUUCCCUCUGCUAUGAUAAGCAUUUGCCCAUACUAAAGUAGCCUAUUGAAUUUCCUGUAAAUUGUAUGAAUGGAUGCAGCAGAACCCAAAAUGCUGUCCAUAGGAGGAAGAAGAAAAUGACAGAAGUGCUGAGCAAAAAAAUGAGCUAUGAAGCUUGGAAGUGAAAGAAAGGGUGAAUGACUGAAUCCUGUGGAAGUCAGAGAAAGCUAGAGAAAUCUAAGCUUAAAUGUUUUCUGAACUCUUCCUGUAUCACAAAAUGGAUAUUAGAGACUAGAAGUGAGAGCUGCAUUCAGAUGAUAUUUUUCUUUGGACUUUGAUAUUUGUUCCAGCAAAAAUGGGAUUUUGUAUAUUU